Messenger RNA from Andrographis paniculata, 981 nucleotides. RefSeq names its product ferredoxin C 2, chloroplastic. Gene Ontology annotation, molecular function: electron transfer activity; 2 iron, 2 sulfur cluster binding. Gene Ontology annotation, biological process: electron transport chain. The record is from RefSeq and is a predicted model, not a curated record. The transcript has 7 exons. Bases 226 to 774 code for a protein of 182 amino acids. NCBI's taxonomy places the organism in Eukaryota, Viridiplantae, Streptophyta, Magnoliopsida, Lamiales, Acanthaceae.
CCACUCUCCCUGCUCCAUAUCCAUUUAUCUCCAGCGCUGAAAUUCAGCCACCGUCGCCGUCGCGCCGUGCUCUCCGGUCUGCCGCAAUACGGACGCUCGGGUACAUCUAGCACUUAUGCACUUUCUUUAGAGCGGUUGAGAAGUCCUACCACUUCCGACAUAGCCUUCGCUGUCAUACGCUGGGAAACCGUCGUUAUCUCGAGAACAGAGAAUCAGAAACAAGUCAUGGACCUUCGAGCUCCAUGUAAUGUCUGCAUUACGGUUAGCCACAGACCUGCACCGUCAAAGCAGUUAUUUACCAAAAGCAAAACAUGCAUUCCAUUGAAACGCCAGAAAUUGAAGUCAGAGCUCCAGACCUCUGUUGCAGCCAACAGAGAUAGCCAGUCUCCGUCAGUUCCCACCCACAAAGUCACAGUGCACGACCGACAGCGUGGCGUUGUGCAUGAAUUUUUCGUCCCUGAGGACCAAUAUAUAUUGCACACUGCAGAAGAUCAGGAUAUAAGGCUACCCUUUGCUUGUAGGCAUGGUUGUUGCACCAGUUGCGCUGUCCGUGUCAAGUCUGGGCAAUUGAGGCAGCCUGAAGCAUUAGGGAUAUCUGCUGAACUGAAAGAUAAGGGGUAUGCACUUCUUUGUGUGGGCUUCCCAUCAUCCGACUUGGAGGUUGAGACACAAGAUGAGGAUGAGGUGUACUGGCUGCAGUUUGGAAGAUAUUUUGCUCGAGGACCUGUUGAAAGAGACGACUAUGCAUUGGAAUUGGCCAUGGGAGAUGAGUAAGCCUUGUCUUUGCUUCUUGUCUCUUUUGAUGAAGAUGGUCGUAUAUUGAGAAGCUCUAGUGUAUAAUAUUCCCUGUGUUUUCUUUUCUGAUACAUUACUUUGUUACCAAUUUCUGUAACUAACUCUGCGCCUCAGUAGAAGAAUGUUUAUGUUUCCCGAACAGUUUUGGCUUAGACAUGAAUGAGAAGUAUCGGUCGAUGUUGCUCA